AUCAUUUUAUCAGCAGCUGCCAACAUGAGCAGGUCUGCAAAGAAAAAAGGAGAGCCUCCUGAACCCAGCAGUGUGUCUGUGAGGAGCRAUCAUUCUGCAGACUUUCCUAUGAACUUUAAAGGCAAACUGGACAUUUUCGAAAGAAGGAAGCAACUUGAGAGGAGACACACAUCAGAUUCCAUCUCAGUUUCCAUGAAAAGUGACCGACCUGUCAGCCGUCCUUUAAACUUUAAAACAGCCGACUCAUCUGAUGAUGGGGGAAGACUUGGUGUUUUUUCCAAGAAUAUUCCAGAGAAACGCACAUCGGAUCCCAGCUCAGUUUCCCUGAAGAGUGACCAAUCUGCUGGCCAUCCUGCAAACUUCAAAGAUGGACAAGACACAUUUAAAACAAGUCUCUUUCCUCAAUGUUGUUCCAGGAAUUUUCCAGAGAACGACUCAGUACUCGGCUCCAUUUCCAUGAAGAGUGAUAAAUCCAUGGAUUAUCCUGUCAACAUCAAAGAUGGAGUGGAUGAGCAGGGGACAGAAAUGCUCUGUGAUCAGACGGAAAACCAGAAUGCAUCAGAGCUGACCCUCAUCUUCAAGGAACUUGAGAACAAUAUUUGUGAAUUUGUGAAGAGUGAGCUGAAGAAGUUCCAGACAGUUCUGCACCCAGGUCCAACACMUUCACAGAGUGAAAAGGAUGAGGYUUUGCAAGGUGCAAAUGAAGAUCAGAAGAGGAGCAGCAAGGAAGCAUUUUUAAAUAUCACACUCUGCUUUCUGAAGAGCAUGAAGCAGGAGCAGCUGGCUAACUUAUUGCACAGCAAAAUGUUUGCACCACUUUGUAUAAAUAAGCUGAAAUCCUCCUUAAAGAAGAAGUUCCAGUGUGUGUUUGAGGGAAUCGCUAAAGCAGGAAGUCCAGCCAUCCUGAACCAGAUCUACACAGAGCUCUACAUCACAGAGGGAGGAACUGGAGAGGUCAAUGAUGAACAUGAGGUCAGACAGAUCGAAACAGCAUUAAGAAAACAACACAGACCAGAAACAACAAUCAGACAAGAGGACAUCUUUAAAGUCCCRUCUGAAAGAGAUCAACCAAUCAGAACAGUGAUGACAAAGGGAGUGGCUGGCAUUGGGAAAACAGUCUUAACACAGAAGUUCACUCUGGACUGGGCUCAAGGGAAAACCAACCAGAACAUCCACUUCAUAUUUCCAUUCACCUUCAGAGAGCUGAAUGUGCUGAAAAAGAAAAAGUUCAGCUUGGUGGGACUGAUUCAUCACUUCUUUACAGAAACCAAAGAGGCAGAAAUCUACAGAUUUGACAAGUUCCAGGUUCUGUUCAUCUUUGAUGGUCUGGAUGAGAGUCGACUUCCUCUGGACUUCAACAACAAGGAGAUCCUGACUGAUGUUACAGAGUCCAGCUCAGUGGAUGUUCUGYUGACAAACCUCAUCAGGGGGAAACUGCUUCCCUCUGCUCUCCUCUGGAUAACCACACGACCUGCAGCAGCCAAUCAGAUCCCUCCUCAGUGUGUUGGCAUGGUGACAGAAGUCAGAGGGUUCAAUGACCCACAGAAGGAGGAGUACUUUAAAAAGAAAUUCAAAGAUAAGAAAGAAGCUAAAAGGAUCAUCUCCCACAUUAAGACAUCACGAAGCCUCCACAUCAUGUGUCACAUCCCAGUCUUCUGCUGGAUCACUACUACAGUCCUAGAGGAUGUGAUGAAGACCAGAGAGGCAGGAGAGCUGCCCAGCACCCUGACUGAGAUGUAUAUCCACUUCCUGGUGGUUCAGACCAAAGUGAAGAAGGUCAAGUAUGGAGGAGCUGAAACAGAUCCACACUGGAGUCCAGAGAGCAGGAAGAUGAUUGAGUCUCUGGGAAAACUGGCUUUUGAUCAGCUCCAGAAAGGAAACUUGAUCUUCUAUGAAUCAGACCUGACAGAGUGUGGCAUCGAUAUCAGAGCAGCCUCAGUGUACUCAGGAGUGUUCACACAGAUCUUUAGAGAGGAUAGAGGGCUGUACCAGGACAAGGUGUUCUGCUUCAUCCAUCUGAGUGUUCAGGAGUUUCUGGCUGCUCUUCAUGUUCACCUAAAUGUCUCCAAGUCAGACGUUAACUUGUUAGAGGAACAAAAGAAAAUCUUGAAGGUUUCAGAAACAAGAAAAGGUAUUUCUCCAAUGGGAAGCUUCUAUCAGAAUGCAGUUGAUGAGGCCCUACAGAGCUCAACUGGACAUCUGGACUUGUUCCUUCGCUUCCUCUUAGGUCUGUCCCUGGGAACCAACCAGAGGUUACUAAAAGGCCUUCUGUCAUGGAUAGGAAGCAAUUCUCUGCCAAACCAGGAAACAGCUAAUUACAUCAAGAAAAAGAUUGAAAUGUAUCCAUCUCCAGAAAAGUGCAUAAAUCUCUUCCACUGUCUGAAUGAACUGAAAGAUCAUUCUCUGGUGGAGGAAAUCCAACACUACCUAAAAGCAGGAAAUCUCUCUCGACAAAAACUAACCCCUGGUCAGUGGUCAGCCCUUGUCUUCAUCUUGCUGUCAUCACAAAAAGAUCUGGAUAUGUUUGACCUGAAGAAAUAUUCUGCUUCAGAGAAGUCUCUGUUGAGGUUACUGCCAGUCCUCAAAACAGCCAAAGCAGCUCUGCUGGAUGGUUGUAAUCUCUCAGAGAAAAGUUGUGAAGUUCUGGCCUCAAUCCUCAGCUCCAAGUCAUCUUAUCUGAGAGAACUAGACCUUAGUAACAACGACCUGAAGGAUUCAGGAGUGAGGCAGCUGUGUGCUGGACUGCAGAGUCCACACUGUAAACUCGAAUUUCUAAGGCUGUCAGGCUGUCUGAUCACAGAGGAGGGUGUUGCUUCACUAGCCUCAGCACUCGCCUCCAACCCUUCUCAUCUGAAAGACCUGGACCUGACCUAUAAUCAUCCAGGUGAGACAGGAGUGAAGCUCCUUUCUGCUGGACUGGACAAUCCACACUGGAGACUGGAGACACUGAGAGUGGACUGUGGUGGAGAAUGGACACUGCAAGCAGGACUGAGAAAGUAUGCUCAUAAACUGACUCUAGACUCAAGAACAGCACACAGAAACCUCAAAUUAUCUGACAACAACAAAGAGGCCACAGUGAUGACAGAGAAACAACAGUGUACUGAGCAUCCAGAGAGGUUUGACCACUGGGUUCAGCUGCUCUGURCCGAUGCUCUGACUGGUCGCCAUUACUGGGAGGUUGAAUGGAAGGGGACAGUGAGCAUUGGAGUGACUUACCAAGGAAUCAACAGGAAAGGAGAAAGUUCCAGUUGUUUGCUUGGAGGGAAUGAUAAGUCCUGGAGUUUUUACUGCUCAGGGAAUACUUAUUUUAGGUUUCACAACAACAAAAGAAAAGAUGUCCCAACACCUUCCUGUGUCUCCAGGAGAGUUGGAGUCUAUCUGGAUCAUCCAUCUGGCACACUGUCCUUCUACGUAGUGUCCUCCAACAAGCUGAUCCACCUUCACACCUUCAACACCACGUUUACUGAAGCUCUUUAUCCUGCAUUUAGAGCUUUUCCUAAUUCUUCUAUUUCACUUUGUCAGCUAAUGGAUUAAAACUCUAACAUUUUUGGACUUUCAGAUGACUGCACCUUAUGUGUUAAGUGAAGACACUUUUCAUAACAUUUCAUAAUCAGCAUCUCGGUUGACUGUCUUUGUUUUACCUCAUUAAAAUCAAGAUGUAGAUGUUGUGAUUAAUGYAUGUUUACAUGACAUUUAUUAUGUUGACCUGCAAUCUGUCAUACAGUCAGAUCGAUACAGCAUUAAGGAAACAACACAAACCAGAAAUAACAAUCAGACAAGAAGACAUCUUUAGAGUCCCACCUGAAAGAGAUCAACCAAUCAGAAAAGUGAUGACAAAGGGAGUGGCUGGCAUUGGGAAAACAGUCUUAACACAGAAGUUCACUCUGGACUGGGCUGAAGRSAAAGYCMACCAGAACAUCCASUUCAUAUUUCCAUUCACCUUCAGAGAGCUGAAUGUGCUGAAAUAUUUGAUGGCUUGGAUGAGAGUCGACUUAAACA
Messenger RNA from Poecilia reticulata (guppy), 3999 nucleotides. NCBI's taxonomy places the organism in Eukaryota, Metazoa, Chordata, Actinopteri, Cyprinodontiformes, Poeciliidae. The record is from RefSeq and is a predicted model, not a curated record.